Oncorhynchus keta (chum salmon) is the source of this 5042-nucleotide messenger RNA. Its product is annotated as potassium channel subfamily K member 4. Gene Ontology annotation, biological process: potassium ion transmembrane transport; stabilization of membrane potential. Gene Ontology annotation, molecular function: potassium ion leak channel activity. The record is from RefSeq and is a predicted model, not a curated record. Gene Ontology annotation, cellular component: membrane. The transcript has 8 exons. NCBI's taxonomy places the organism in Eukaryota, Metazoa, Chordata, Actinopteri, Salmoniformes, Salmonidae. Bases 590 to 2380 code for a protein of 596 amino acids.
AUGGACAAUGCUGGAAAUACUGGUAAAAGCACAGUGCUGCUUGCUUGGCUGACUCCACAGCGAGCUUUGGAGAGGCUGGUGUCAGACCACAGUGCUUAAAAAGUGCCCCAAAACUCCCGGCCCUAAAAUACACAUGCACACACACACACUCCUCCUAGAAUCCCCCCUCUCCUCCAUCACAGUGCUGUAGAGUCCUGAGCAUGGGGAAACACCUUCUCACCACUGGACACACACUCUUACUCAGUCGACACACAUACUGUUCUACUCUUUGAGCAUGUGGACGUACACACUCCUACUCACAGAGCGUUUGAUGGUGAGAAGAGCCUUGACAGCGUGAAGCGCAUACCGGUACUUCAGUUUCUCCUGAAAUAAGCCCUGGGCCUGGUAGAGAGGAGAGGGAGAGAGAUCGAGGAGAGAUCUCUCCAUCACCAGAUCUUCAGGAUGAAUAAAACGUGGACAAGUGAGGUGGCUUAGAGCACAAUGUCUUAUCGGUACUGUGCCACCGUGUGUAUCGUGGAAGAGGUCGUAGAGCAGAUUCUGGCGAACCUUAUCCCCUGACCCCUGUGGUGUGGGGGGUGAGUUCGGGGCAAUGCGCUGCCCCACCCUGCUGGCCCUGCUGGCGGGGGUCAUGCUGUACCUGGUGAUGGGGGCGUUGGUGUUCCGGAACUUGGAAAGCCCCAAGGAGAGCAAGGAGCAUGAGAAGCUGCUCUGCACCACACGUGACUUCCUCGGAAACCACUCAUGUGUCACUGCACAGAACCUCAGCGACCUCAUAAAGAGUGUGGUGAAGGCAGUGGAGGCAGGCCUGGACGUAAAACACAGCUCCACCAACUUCACUAGCAGGUGGGACCUGGCCAGCGCCUUCUUCUUCUGUGGUACCAUCAUCACCACCAUUGGGUUUGGUAACCUUUCUCCCAGGACCAAAGGGGGCCAGCUGUUCUGUGUGUGUUAUGCCCUGGUAGGGAUUCCCAUGUUUGGUUUCCUGCUGGCUGGUGUUGGGGACCACAUGGGGACGGGGCUGAGGAAGGCCGUGUGGAAGAUGGAGACGCUCUUCCUGAAGCGGCGGGUCAGUCCCACCUAUGUACGGAUCAUGUCUGCUGUUCUGUCCAUCCUGAUUGGCUGUCUGAUCUUCCUCGCCGUGCCAACGCUGGUGUUUAAGGAAGUGGAGGACUGGUCCUUUCUGGAGGCGCUCUACUUUGUGGUCAUCACCCUCACCACGGUCGGCUUUGGAGACUACGUAGCAGGUGCUAACCGGAGGGACGGAGAUCUGUUUAAGCCCCUGGUGUGGCUCUGGAUAGUGUUUGGCCUGGCUUACUUUGCCUCCAUACUCACCAUGAUUGGGAACUGGCUGCGGGUGCUGUCCAAGAAAACACGUGCUGAGAUGGAGGAGUUGAGGGCCCAUGCUACAGACUGGACCCAGAACAUCCAGAAUAUGUCCAUGGACUUCCGGAUCCCCAACCCUCUGGACCUCAACGACCCCUUCCUGCUGCAGCGGCGCCGCUGGAGACGCAGCACCCGGCGGCGGGUCCGCAGGGGGGCGAUGGGGCACCACGGCAGGCAGGGCGUCAUAGGGGAGAACGGACAUCUGCCCAAUAGGUGGGUCUCCCACACCCGCUCCAUGACCCGUCUGGAGGUCGUGAGGUUAGGGGGGGGCGAGGUUAGGAAUGAGGGAACGAGGUUAGGACCAGAUUCCAGAGUCAGUGCGAGGUCAGAGGGCAGGUCGUUGGGCCGGACGGUGGCGAGGUCGCUGUCGAUGCCUGCGGCGCGCUCUGUGAUGGAGUUAGAUUAUGUCCGUGAUCCUGUUGCUAUGAUGAUGCUGCAAGGGGAGUCUGCGUUUGAGUCUAAGUCGCUGUCCGAGUCUCCAGAGUCUGACUCCAGAUCAGAAGUCUCCUCCUCUGACACUUCUGACAUGUGUACACCGGGGCAGGGGAUAACUUUUGCCAGUUUUGACGCCAGUGGGUCUCUCUGUACUGGGGAGAGGGGAAGCCAGGGAGGAUCCAGACAGGUAUUUUUCCAGGAGGAUGUCCGGUUCCCUGUGCCUCUCCAGCAGCUCCCCAAGUCCCACAACCCCACCAAGCCCAUCCCCAUGUUGCCCAUAUUCUCUAUGAAACCCAUGCCGCUCCCCAUGCCCAACCCACCAGGCUGCAAAAUGCUAGAUUUCUUCGGGGAGAACUUGGCCUACAUUGACGAGUCGUCGGACACGUUGAGUGACAGGAACCAGCCCGUUGAGGGGGCUGUCAGUCCUCGCCCUCGUAAGCCCCGCAGGAGGAGCGUAAGGAGGCAGCUGCCCCACCGGAGCACCCUGAAGGAGAGGGACAGUGACAUGCAGCCCCCCUCCAACCCCCCGACACCUCCCCCUCUUUCCCAUCUCAGAGACUGAUGAACAGUCUGACAGGCACAGGUCAUGAAGGGGGAGAGUAAGGCUGGUCUUUAUUACUAGUGUUCACAGGAGAAGCAGACCUCAAAGCUCAGAUGUACUUAUAUUAUGUACUGGGGAUAAAGGCCAACAAUAUUCUAGAUCUCACUGACUGAGGACCAUAGUCGCCAUUGAGAUAUAUUUGUAUGAAAACUAAUGCAUGUAUUCAGCAGCACAGAUAUAGAAUAUAUCAACUGUCUAAGCUCAGUCAAGUCAGACUCACUGGGUUGAGAAAUAGCACCAACUCCUGGCUGGUAAGUGUAGUACAACAUCUCCUCUGCGAAGGUGUAGCCUGCUGUGCUGUCCGCUACUGGAGCUCAGCCCAAACCUCAGUCAUGGUUUUUAAAUCACUGACUAAAGGACUUUUUUGAAUAACCAUGUUAGAUCUGGCUUCAGACAUCCAUUUCUCUGUAUAUCCCAGUGUCCUUCAGCAUGUGGGAUAUAUAGUGCUUUGGUUGAAUAAGGGCCGUUCCACAACAGGAAUCCCUUUUGGGAAGUGUAAUUUGGUGCAAAACAUUUUACUUUACAUUAUUUUAACAGUCUGUCAUAAAAAGCAGAGUUCAACUUAAUAAAAACCAUGAUUUUUAAGAGGUUCAAUAAAAAAAUAUACUUUAAGUGCCAAAUAAAGUAACAGGGUUGACCAUUUCAUCUUAAAUAACUGUAAAUCCUCACUGACUGGAUUAGGUAUGUAAGUUUUAGUGUGCAGCAGGCAGGGGCAAUUGAAUAGAAACUUCCCAAAAUGUUGUAUAGAUAUUUCCACACUAACAUGAUGAUAAUGCCCUUUUAGUGUUAGAGCUGUUUGAAAAUAAAUGUGACAUUUUUGCCUGUUUUGGUGGGAUGGAGUUUUGGCCUGUUUGGUGACAACACCAGUCGGUAAAUUGGUUAAUAGACCAGUAAGAAAGUUCCAAAUCUUUCUACCAAUAACGGCUAGUUUUCCCCUCCCCACUCAGACCACUCUGACAGUCCUAGCAAAAUUCUUGCUAGGAAAAUUGCUCUUUGCUAAAAAGCUGUUCGGUUCUUUUUGACCAUUUUGAUUGACAACAAUCACAAUAAGGUACGUAAUUGUUACACAGAAAUGAUUUGAUAUUGAGAAAAGCAGCUGCAUUGGGCCUUUUUAAAAUAUCAAAGGGAUUCAAAAGGGAUUUAAUUAGUGGAAUGACCCAUACAUUUUGUUUUGCCGGCAUUCUGUUUCUCUGAAUAUAAAGGGAAGUCCCAUCAAACCUACCUGAGAUGACAUAAUACAUGGAGAGGCCUUGGGGAGACGUGGGGUGGAAGGGAUGUCAGAUCGUACGUGUACAGCACACAGCAAACAAACACACACUACACAUGCUCUCAACGUCACUGAGUCAGACACACACUCAGACACCCAGAGGAGUGUUAAUGUGGGAUAAGUGCAGGUUGAAUAUAGUAAGGGGUGGUUAGGUGGAAAGGACUAACAGAUGCUGGGGGGGAGGGGGACCUCACUGCAGCACCCCUAACGUCCUCCUCCCCCUACAGAGGCCACACGUCCUUUCCCCAGAAAGGCUGAGGGACUGGGGGAGGAGGAUGAGAGGAUUCAUGGAAGCCCAGUUUGGUUACUUUUUCAAACUCAAUGUCCAACUCUCUAGGCAUUAUCUUAUUUUCAUCACCUUUCUGUGUUUGGCACAUAAAACGGACCGACUUGGUGGCCGACAGCCGACCCACUCUGUUUCUCACUAGGUUCAGUGUCAACCGCUCAAAUAUAAGUUGAGCCUCAGGGUGGACUUAUUUUGAGUUGAGCCUCAGGGUGGACUUAUUGAGUUGAGCCUCAGGGUGGACUUAUUGAGUUGAGCCUCAGGGUGGACUUAUUGAGUUGAGCCUCAGGGUGGACUUAUUUUGAGUUGAGCCUCAGGGUGGACUUAUUGAGUUGAGCCUCAGGGUGGACUUAUUGAGUUGAGCCUCAGGGUGGACUUAUUGAGUUGAGCCUCAGGGUGGACUUAUUGAGUUGAGCCUCAGGGUGGACUUAUUUUGAGUUGAGCCUCAGGGUGGACUUAUUGAGUUGAGCCUCAGGGUGGACUUAUUGAGUUGAGCCUCAGGGUGGACUUAUUGAGUUGAGCCUCAGGGUGGACUUAUUGAGUUGAGCCUCAGGGUGGACUUAUUGAGUUGAGCCUCAGGGUGGACUUAUUUUGAGUUGAGCCUCAGGGUGGACUUAUUUUGAGUUGAGCCUCAGGGUGGACUUAUUUUGAGUUGAGCCUCAGGGUGGACUUAUUUUGAGUUGAGCCUCAGGGUGGACUUAUUUUGAGUUGAGCCUCAGGGUGGACUUAUUUUGAGUUGAGCCUCAGGGUGGACUUAUUUUGAGUUGAGCCUCAGGGUGGACUUAUUUUGAGUUGAGCCUCAGGGUGGACUUAUUUUGAGUUGAGCCCUCUUAUCAAAAGUGAUUAACGUGGCCAAACUUCGAAGACUGGAUCAAUGUUAACACGAUCUAACAUAUUGUACAUGCAACAGAAAUCAAGUAAAUGUACAUGACAGAUACGUGUGUUUAUAGCUGUGAAAAGCCCAAUUACGACAGACCUGAUUGUUACAAAUUUGCUAAGGCUGCAAAAUAGCUAUCCCCGCCCAAAGCUGAUGUGUUCCAAAUUGGGCCUAUGAGCCCAUGUCUCUCCCUUCA